Mesorhabditis belari is the source of this 720-nucleotide messenger RNA. The record is from the annotation of a GenBank genome assembly. Lineage: Eukaryota; Metazoa; Nematoda; Chromadorea; Rhabditida; Rhabditidae.
AUGGCGAGAACUCGAACUACAAUUGCUGCAACUCAAUUGACAAAGCCGGAAUCUUCAACGAAACAUCAAGCACGUGCUCAGUCAGCGGCAGCUUCUGUGAAACACGAAUCUUUCAUGAAUGGCUCGACUUCAGUUUACAUUGAACAAAUGUACGCGGCUUGGCAAGAAGACCCAAAUUCGGUUCAUAAGUCGUGGGAUGCGUAUUUUCGCAAUGUUGAACAAGGAGCGGCUCCUGGGCAAGCUUUCCAAGCUCCACCAACUGGAGGCUUGACGCUCACCGGCAUCACUCAACCAUCGGCAGGUGCAGCUUCUACGGCGCUUUCAACCGCCGGAGCUUCAGUCCAAUCAAUCUCCGAUCAUUUGAAGAUUCAACUCUUGAUCCGUUCCUAUCAGAUGCGUGGACACAAUGUUGCCGACCUCGAUCCACUUGGAAUUAACAGCGCUGACCUUGACGAUACUGUUCCACCCGAAUUGGAGCUUUCCUUCUACGGGUUGAAUGAAAACGAUCUUGAAAGAGACUUUGACAUCAUUGACCGAUUAAAGGACAUUUACUGUCUCCGAACUGGUGUGGAAUAUAUGCACUUGACGAAUUACCAACAACAAGACUGGAUCCGACGUCGUUUCGAAGCUCCACGAGUUACUGAACUUUCACGAGAUCAGAAAAAGGUUCUCUUCAAACGGCUUAUUCGAUCAACGAAAUUCGAGGAGUUCUUAGCGAAG